Molecule: messenger RNA, 285 nt
Organism: Acanthoscelides obtectus
Lineage: Eukaryota; Metazoa; Arthropoda; Insecta; Coleoptera; Chrysomelidae
Source: the annotation of a GenBank genome assembly
AUGAACUAUCUGCGGUCCAAGGAAGAGGAAGGUGUGCUCAAAAUCAUGGAUUGGCCGUCGCAAUCCCCUGAUGUCAACCCGAUCGAAUUAUUAUGGGAUGAGUUCGACCGGCAGGUGAAGAACAUGCACGUGACCAGUGAAAAACAGUUGUUCGACAGUCUAAAAGUGUGUUGGGAGAGUAUCGCGACUGAAACACUUCAAAAAUUGGUCAGAAGGCUUCCAAGAAUAUGCGCUGCAAUCAUCAAAGCACGACGUGGACACAUUGAUGAAAAAAACCUAAUUUGA